AUGAACUUGACCAGAGCACCUCAGAAGCACCACGACAUCGAAGAGGUUUGCAGCAUCACAGUCGCUCUGCCAAUACCUCGAUCGCCCCUCAUGUUCAGUCGCACGAUAAGGAGGUCAAUCCUCGAUACGAAAAUAGCAUCAUCUGCACUUCCGCCAACCUUCCUCCUUCCCUCUCGCGCUCGAUAUCUUCAAACCACAGUCCAACAUGUCGAGACACCACCACAAGGGCUUGACCCAUCUCAAUUGCCACUGAGUCCAGCCGCCGAAUCGAUAAAGAGCUCAGUUACUUCAAUCACCAAUGCAUCCCCAUUACCUCCUCGCGGUCCUCCUCUACAUCCCGAACCCAUUACAACACCAUUAAAACUCGAUUCUUCAAUCAGAGAAAUGCUGCCUCUACUUGCAGCUCAGCCAUCACAUUAUAUCAGCAUACACAUUCAUGGCAAACCAUAUUUAGUUACUGCUGGAGAUACUGUUCGACUCCCAUUUCACAUGCCGGGCCUCAUUCCAGGGGAUAUACUACGAUUGAACCGCGCAGCGAAUCUAGGUUCUAGGGAUUACACAUUAAAGGGAACGCCAUACUUGGACGAGCGGCUCUUUGAGUGUCGGGCCAGAGUAAUUGGAGUAGAAUCAGAACCCAUGAGGAUCAAAGAGAAGAAAAAACGGAGGAAUAGGAGGAUCAAUACGGUCAAGAGCAAGCAAAGGUUUACGGUCUUGAAAAUCUCAGAGCUCAAGAUCAAUUCCAUCGAACAACUCGAUAUGUCAACAGAUGCUGCCUGA
Molecule: messenger RNA, 777 nt
Organism: Glarea lozoyensis ATCC 20868
Lineage: Eukaryota; Fungi; Ascomycota; Leotiomycetes; Helotiales; Helotiaceae
Product: L21p-like protein
Exons: 1
Coding region: 1-777 (258 amino acids)
Cellular component (GO): mitochondrial large ribosomal subunit; ribosome
Molecular function (GO): structural constituent of ribosome
Source: RefSeq, a predicted model, not a curated record